GGGAAGCACUUCCGGGUUUGCGUCGAGUGCGCGUUCUCGGCGAGCACUUCCGGUGCUGUUUCCUGUGUUUGUAAACUGUAGCUCGCGCUAGCUGAUGUGGACGCUGCGAUAAGGAGCCAGUUUUUUUUAGCCACAUACCAAAAGCCUAGAAGGACAGGACGAAAACCGGUGCCAGAUGAUAGCAGUGGGCGUGUCCUAUUGUCUAUUGCAUCAUCCUGAGUGACAGCUCCUGGCUCCUCCCCUUGUCCCUGUCCUCUUCUGUGAUGUCACACAUACCAACCACCUCGGUCCGUGACCAUAUGAAAUGGGCGGGGCUGCUCGGAUGUGAAGCCGUCCUCUCCAGCAUGGCUCUGAUGCAGGCCAGCACCAUUUCUGCUCCAAAGAAGAUGAUGACAUCACUGGCUCCGCCCCCUGUUCCGGGUUCCACUCAGAGGGACCCGCAGGGACACAUGGGCUUAACGGCGGCCAUGACCUGUCCUCCUCUGCUUGUCCGUAAAGAAGGCGACAUUCACGCCCCUCGCCUGCUGGACGAGAAGGAAAUGCGACCGAACGAGGACAUGCAGCUGAAGAAGAAGAACAGGAAGUCGGGAACGCCCUGUAAAGUCCGAGAGCAGGAGGGGAAAGGAGGGAAGGCUGUCGUGGUGGACGAGAACGGGAAUUGUCCGCUUUCCAAAGUGCAGAAGAACUUCAUCUGCGAUCACUGCUACGGCGCCUUCAGAAGCGGCUAUCAUCUGAAACGACACAUUCUCAUUCACACCGGGGAGAAGCCAUUUGCUUGUGCCAUAUGUGACAUGAGGUUUAUUCAGCGUUACCACUUGGAGAGACACAGCCUCACUCAUACUGGGGUGAAACCGUAUGCUUGCACCAUGUGUGACAUGCGGUUUUUCCAACGUUACCACCUUCAGAGACACAGCCUCAUACAUACGGGGGUGAAGCCCUACGCUUGCUCCAUGUGCGACAGGCGUUUUUUCCAACGCUACCACCUGCAGAGACACAGCCUCACUCAUACGGGGGUGAAGCCGUAUGCUUGUUCCAUGUGUGACAUGAAGUUUUUUCAGCGUUACCACCUGCAGAGACACAGCCUAACCCAUACGGGGGUGAAGCCGUAUGCUUGUUCCAUGUGUGACAUGAAGUUUUUUCAGCGUUACCACCUGCAGAGACACAGCCUAACCCAUACGGGGGUGAAGCCAUAUGCUUGCUCCAUGUGCCAUAUGAGGUUUUUUCAGCGUUGUCACCUUCAACGACACACUCUCACCCACACGGGGGUGAAGCCAUUUGCUUGCACCAUGUGUGAUAUGAGGUUUUUUCAACGCUACCACCUCCAGAGACACAGCAUCACCCAUACGGGAGUGAAGCCUUACGCUUGUUCCAUGUGUGACAUGCGUUUUUUCCACCGUUACCACCUGCAGAGACACAGCCUCACUCACACGGGGGUGAAGCCCUAUGCGUGUAACAUGUGUGACAUGCGUUUUUUCCAACGCUACCACCUGCAGAGACACAGCCUGACCCAUACGGGGGUGAAGCCGUACGCUUGCUCGAUGUGCGACAUGAGGUUUUUUCAACGUUACCACCUCCAGAGACACAGCCUCACUCAUACGGGGGUGAAGCCGUACGCUUGCUCCAUGUGUGACAUGAGAUUUUUCCAGCGUUACCACUUGGAAAGACACAGCCUCACUCACACGGGUGAGAAGCCGUUUGCGUGUGAUAUGUGCGACAUGCGCUUCAUCCAGAGAUAUCACCUGGAGAGACACAAGCGCGUACACAGCGGCGAGAAACCGUAUCAGUGUGAGCGAUGCCAACAGAAUUUCUCAAGAACAGACCGGCUGCUCAGACACAGGCGGCUGUGCCAGGGAAGGGGUGUGGCUAAAGUGGAGGCUACACCCUGCUGCGAGCCCCGCCCAUUUUCUCAAGACCCACUCCCGGCUCCGCCCCCAGCUCCGCCCAACACCUGGAGUCGACUCGCAGUCUGACAUUCCAUCGCAUUAACCUGCACGGAAUCGGAAAAAAAAACUACGUACACACUCCUGGCUCUGUGACUGCCGCCUCGCACAGUGGUGGAGAAAAAAAUAAAUAAAACAAGACUGAUGUUACAGAAGGCGAAAGCGAACGAAUGAAACGCUUCUUUACCUUAUUUGUGCUAUCGAUUAUUUUAAGAGAGGGACCUGUUUUGGAGGGUUUUUUUUUUUUUUUAUAUACGUUUAAACAAUUUAUUCACUUUUUCUUUUUUUAAUUUUGUAACAGCGAUUCAGCCAUUUUGUUGUUUUGUGGCUGACGGCAAGAAAAGUGGCUCGAUGGAUGCGAUCGUGAUGAAACAGCAUUUCACAAAACUAUCUGCGGGUUUAGCGCGACGCGUUUUGUCAAGAAGUCGACAAAUUAAAAUGUCGACAAAAGACGUUUCGUGCAACGUGAGCUGCGUUUCGUCUCCAGAUUUACAGAGUUGGGGAUUUACGAAGAUUUUUUUUUUUUUCUGGAUCAGUCUCCAGAUUUCGUACGUUCAUAUUGUUAUUCUUCUCCGAUUUAACUGCUCAUGCUUGAUAUCAGUGCUGUGUGUGUGUGUGUGUGUGUGUGUGUGUGUGUGUGUGUGUGUGUGUGUGUGUGUGUGUGUGUGUGUGUAAAUAAAUAACUACGUUAACUGAGUUUUUACUGUAACACUCCUCUCCACAUACACACUCGCAUUACUGCUACGUAACGUGCUAGUUAGCCAUAACGUAUGAAUCAUGAUGGUGAGCAAAUUGAAACGUUUUAAGGUCAGACUUCAGAAGUUCUUUGCUAAUCGAUGCUAGUCAACUGAUUCUGGGGCCAGGGAGUGUUUUUACGAGCAACGCUGCGCUUCCUUCGAUCAUCGGAUCGCUGGCUUAAAAAUGAAAAUACAUUUUAUUUCCCUACACAUUUCAGUUUUUCAUCUUUUCACGGCGCAAAAAAUCUCAUCGUCGACGACGGCGUUGUUCUGGACGUGUUGCUAUUUGAAGGAAGGAAGGUUUGUUAGCAAUGAGCCGGUUUCCAGUUCUUCAUCUUUAUUUAGCAAUAAUACUGAUAAUAUUCGAAGUCCUGAUCAACAAGUUGAGAUGGUCACGCUGUUGCCGUGGUGAUACGACGAAACCCCUGACGUCGAUUCCAGUCCUGCGUCUUUUUAGUGCUGGAAUAAAAGCGAUAUUUGGCUCACAGACGGAUGUUCCGGGGUUGAAACGGCGGCGCGGUUCCACGCUGGGCGCCAAGUCAGCGUCAGAGCCGUCGUCAAGACUCUUAACUCCAAAUCGCUUCGUCCAAACACACAGUUUCCCUCAGUGUGAAAUAUAAUCUACAGGUUUACACGUUUAAAGACUCUGUAACCUUCACGAGUGAUGCACAUCCUUUUGCGCUUUACUGCGACGUCGCCGCUUCCUGUCCGAGUUUGUGUUUUUUUUCAUCACUAUAACUCUCUAUCUUGCUUAAUGGAUAUCGUGCUGAAAGAUCUCUUAGAGUAAUAACACAGUGACUACAAAGACUACGCAUCCCAUCAUGCAUCUGUUCACAGACUGACCGCCUUCAGCAGGAAUUGGAAAUACGGAGCGACUUCCUGGAACUGUUUUCUGUGAAGCAGAAAGACUGAAGGUUCAUGACAUGACUAUAUUAUUCAGAAAUUAUUUACAGCUCUGUAUCAUGCUUUAAUUGCAGUUUGUACCUUGCUUUUGUUUAGUUUUUGUCCUGUUUUGUGUACGUGUUGGUCAAUAUUAACACACUGAUAUAACACACAGUCCUUCCUGACAAGAUCUGGCAACCCGGUGCCUGGUGAGGACGGAUCGGGAACUAGGCUUGUGCCGAGAUUUGAUUUGAUUUGAUUUUUUAAAAAAAAAAAAUACAAAAAAAAAAAACAUUGUUUAAAAAAAAAAAUGAAAUAAUCUGGAAACUGUUUUCCGCAGUCGGAGCGACAGAGUGAUGAGAAAAUACUCUACAUCGUUUUUUUAUUUUUUAAAUGCUAAAGAUACUCCAUGAUAACAAUACUGUGUUAAAUAUCGUGAUGUUUCGUGUCACUGAUUAUCGGCACAUUCCUAUUAACAACACAAGCCGCUUAUUUUUCUCACUGAUUAUAUUUCAUUUAUGUUUCAUGUUAUAAAAAUAUAUAAAAUAAUGGACUACAACAGUUUUAGUUCUGUAGCAACAUGCUGUGUAUUUUUUAAUAUUUUUUAUUUCUAAUAUAAAUUUAAAACACUGGAGUGAAAAAACAAACUAGACUCUUUUUUUUUAAUUUUCUUUUUUGGUUUUUUUUUGUUUGUUCUGAUAUUAAACAUAGCGUGUAGUUGUUUAGACAAAGCCGUCUCUUCGGAACCAAACGAUUUCCUCACGCUGCCUCCGUAACGUUCAUGUAGGGAUUUUUAAAAAAAAAAAUAAUAGAAACGUUUCCCAGCCCGGUGUUUUAGUGAAUUCUGUUUAGAAAUAUUAGAGAAGAAAGAAACUGCACCAGUCGUAGCUAACAGUAGUUCUGUUCUCUUGCAUGUCCUGGCAGUUAUCACUGUAAAAAAUAAACUUUAUAUUGAUUUUUGUUCUUUAAAAAAAAAAAGACAUGUAUUGAUGAUUAAUGUAAAAUGAAUCCAGACCACCUCGUGAUCCGACUUUGUUGUGUGCAGUGAGAAGAGGGGCUUUCAUUACACCGAAAUAAAAUCUCUCAAACGAAA
Pangasianodon hypophthalmus (striped catfish) is the source of this 4652-nucleotide messenger RNA. RefSeq names its product zinc finger protein 740a (gene znf740a). Gene Ontology annotation, cellular component: PcG protein complex; nucleus; transcription regulator complex. The transcript has 18 exons. Gene Ontology annotation, molecular function: DNA-binding transcription factor activity, RNA polymerase II-specific; RNA polymerase II cis-regulatory region sequence-specific DNA binding. The record is from RefSeq and is a predicted model, not a curated record. Bases 264 to 1970 code for a protein of 568 amino acids. NCBI's taxonomy places the organism in Eukaryota, Metazoa, Chordata, Actinopteri, Siluriformes, Pangasiidae. Gene Ontology annotation, biological process: regulation of transcription by RNA polymerase II.